Symbiodinium natans is the source of this 837-nucleotide messenger RNA. NCBI's taxonomy places the organism in Eukaryota, Dinophyceae, Suessiales, Symbiodiniaceae. The record is from the annotation of a GenBank genome assembly.
AUGCUUCAAGUGAACAUGAGUGCCACGGCGCAAAUGUUGCGCGAGGUGGUCUCGAGCUCGAGGCAUUUGGAGGAGUAUGGUAAGCAGCGACUGGCAGCGCUCACGCACGAGUUCUGUCCAAAGGGCCUCACUGGGAAGGAGUACCCAGUCACAGUGCAUCCGGCCGUGGAUACUGUCCAGACAGUAAAACAGGCCAUCCGAGCAAAGUACGAUUGCCAAAGCUGCAUCGUCAAGCUGUGCACAACGACGGAUGGGAUGGUUGAGAUGAAGGACACGCAUCUCCUGAUGGACUACAGCCUUCACGAAGACAUCACGCUGAUACUGGUGGACAGUCUGGUUGCACACCCCUUGGUCCGCCUCACCUUCGACGACCCGGAGAACCUGGGCUAUGAAGGCAUCAGUGGCUCCUCUGGCACCAUCCACAACCCGGAUGAUGUCACAGCCAUCAACACGGGCGGGAAGCGCGGCAUCAACUUCGACGGACGUGGAUGCCUGCUGCUUCCGCAGACGGUGCAGCUGGGAUCUGAGUGGACAAUUUCCGUUUGGACUCUGGCGCCGAUCGACGUCAGCGCGCGAACGUACCGUGACCUCCUAGAUUCGCCGAACUCGCAAGAGCUUAUCGCUGUGAUCCUCGCACGUGGGCGCCUUGGGAACUACAACAGCAACUCCUUCGUGGAGGGCUUCAACGCACGGGACUUGUCUGACGGCUGGCAUCACAUCGCCAUCGUGGGUCGCAAUCGGAGGACGAUGUACUACAUCGACGGCAUGCGCAUUGGCUCGAAGCGUACCCAGGCGCGUGGAACAAUCGGCGUGAUUGGAAAUAGCCGUGGCUGCAGA